Cladocopium goreaui is the source of this 1488-nucleotide messenger RNA. The record is from the annotation of a GenBank genome assembly. NCBI's taxonomy places the organism in Eukaryota, Dinophyceae, Suessiales, Symbiodiniaceae.
AUGUCAACAAGGUGCAUCCUCCUGUUGCGAUUGGCAUUGACUAGUGACGUGACCCUCAAGGAAAAGGAACUCAAAGUCUUGAGAGAGUCCGUAGAAGCUGCUUCCAUCGUACGCGUGCGUGGGGAGUACAACAUCAAUGGCACCUGCUCGUGGCCAGACUGUGCUCCAGUGUGCGAGGCAUGUGACAACAAAGCUAUGGGCACCUGCAUGAUACCUGGAGUCAAUGAGUGCCCGUGGUCUUCCAAGUGUACAAUGGGCACUUGCUUUUGCAGCAAAGGUUACUGCGGGGUGGAUUCAACCUGCAAAUUCCGGACCUGCACCUUGGGCGCACAACCGCCACCUUACGUGGCUGGAAAUCUGGUCCAGGAGUUUGCAAGUCUCGGCGGUGAGAUUCCGCCCUACAAUGCGGAGAAAGAGGAAUGGGUGGUCUUCAUGAAUGGCUGCGUCAAGUUGCCGAUGUUCGUUCUGUGCAUAGGAAUGUCCAUUGCAAUCCUGACAUGCGUCUGCAUUUGCUGCCAACUGGAGUGCGAAUGCAACUGGUUCCCUACGGCUCCAGUGGUCCUCCUGUCGCUUUGUGGCGUCACAGUUGCAGUGAUUGUGCUUGGCAUUGUGACACGUGGCAUUGUCGUCAAUGAAAACAUGAACAUGAUUGAAGAGCAGCUCAGAAGAGUCGACAAGACCCUGGAUGGCUCUGUUGAUCUGGCGCACAAACUCAUAGACAUGUGCAUGGACUUCAAGGCAGUUGUGGACGACUUGCCGAACACGUGCAAUGGGAUGGUGCCUGGUGCCAAAGAAGUGAUGGCGAUGGCCAGUGAGAAGGCCAAUGAGAAGCUAACAGAGAUGAAUGAGAAGGUAGAUGCCUUUGCAAGGGUAGCGCAUUCUGCAAAGUCUGCCAUGGUGAUCCUUUUGGGGAAUUUCCAUGUGGUGAAGGUGCUCACCAUUGCGGGACCCAUGGUUCCGCUGAUCCUCAUGGGUCUAUGGACGCUGGCCAUCGGCAUUGCCACCAUCAUUUCUUGGCAGAGCAGCAAUCCUCAUGUCGCAGAGCGUGCAGAUGAUGCUGUGAUCAGGUUCGGGAGUUGCGGCGCAUGCUGCAAUACGAUCAUUGCCAGCAUGCUGGCCAGCACUUACCUCUUCGUUGGCAUCGCAGUAGGGGGCUUCUGCACUCACUUAGACACGAAUGUGAUCAGCUUGGUGAAAGUGGUGAACUUCACAGAGUUGACCGAUUUCCCCGUGGUGAUCGACCCUGUGCUGGAGGGUGCAGCAAAGUACUACAUCCUCGGCAGCCAGGAGAAUCCCAUGAUUUCCAUGAUUGAAGAUGUGGAGCGCGAUGCACACGCUCUCUAUUCGGUCUACAGCAAUGCUACUUGGGCUGUCGAGCCCGCAAAGAUGGUUUGCAACGGCGUGAAGAACCUGAACGCUUCUGACGCCAUGGAUGCCUGUCACGAGCCGCAGCACCCAGCGGGGCAAAUCUUCACCUUGGGAAGGUAG